Molecule: messenger RNA, 1372 nt
Organism: Branchiostoma belcheri (Belcher's lancelet)
Lineage: Eukaryota; Metazoa; Chordata; Leptocardii; Amphioxiformes; Branchiostomatidae
Product: myeloid differentiation primary response protein MyD88-like
Exons: 5
Coding region: 273-1073 (266 amino acids)
Biological process (GO): immune response; toll-like receptor signaling pathway
Cellular component (GO): membrane
Molecular function (GO): transmembrane signaling receptor activity
Source: RefSeq, a predicted model, not a curated record
CAUUGAAAAUCGUCCUCCACAGAUAUGUAACUACCUGUUCUAAAUCCUAGCAAUCCAGCUGCGAGUUUCCUACUGAGCUUUCAGCACACCGAGUCACCAUUCAAGCAAGGCAGCAAACAGAGAAGAGCAUCAUUCGAACGCUGAUCACAACCGUCUUGAGUGAACACGUCGGCCUGAGAUGGCGGGAGCUCGCCCGGGACCUGGAUAUCAGGAAUGUCGAGUUGGACGAAAUCGAACGAAGGUGUAACAUCAACCUUAGAGGACUGAGGGAGAUGGCUGUGGAGAGUCUGCUGCUGUGGCUGGACAGACAGGUGUACUGGCCAAACAUCUUUGACGUGUGGUGGGCACUAAAGAACAUGAAGAUGGAUGAUGUGGCAGAACUACUUUUGGAGAAACUAACUGAGGAGCGAACUCUUGCCAACGUGACAGAUGAUGUUGGGGACAAAGUGGAAGCGAGCGCGGAACACAUGGAGGAGCAGGAGGAAGACAAAGAGGUUGGAGCUAGCGGUGUAACAGUUGGCAUGUCCUUCUUCAAGAGAUUCCAGAAACUGUUCAUCUCCUCACCAGUGUUUCGUUGGCUGAGGAAGUUCAAGUUCGAUGCCUUCGUGUCGGCCAACCAGCGUGACUUCCCCUGGGUGGAUGAGUGGGUCCAGCAGUUGGAGUCUCCACCACACAACCUGAAGAUCUGUGUCCACCACAGGGACUUCAAGAGCGGCGUGCCGAUUCCUCACAACAUCGACUGGGCAGUAGCGAACAGUAGGAAGAUUCUCAUAGUUCUCUCCCCUAACUUUCUGUCCAGUAACUGGUGUAAGUUUGAGCUCAAGGCAGCCAUUGAGAAAGAACUAAAAAGCGACAAGUACUGUGUACUGCCCGUGUUGAAGUCUAAGUGUGAGAUUCCUGAUGAGUUAGCUCUUCUGACAUACCUGGACUGUACAGACGGUAAUGUUGAUGUAGCCAAGCUGGCAAGUGACAUCAAAUCCAAAGUAAGGAAGAGGGCAAGUUUUGCCAGUUCACCCAAGAGGAAACGAUUCAAGUAUGACCACAAAGAAAGGGACUACGGACCAUCAUUUUAGACAACAUGUGUGGCAUUCCUUUCUGACAAUAAACGUCAAAGCUGAUAAUGCUGAGAAAGUAAUUGUUGAUGAAUAGCACAUAUAAUUAAUACGUUCCUUGUCGGACACCAAUUACACAACCUUUUUUGUUGAGGACAAUAAAACAUUUACUUUUGCUGACAAAUCAAUUGUUAAUAGCUACAAUAUAUCAUUUCACCAUACGAGACAACAUAACCAAUUAAGGCCAAACAAGACUUAAUCCACACAAAACAAUUCUCAAUAGCGUAUAGAGGCCCCAUCGUCUGGAACAAGUUAAGUCA